Messenger RNA from Akanthomyces muscarius, 822 nucleotides. RefSeq lists its product as uncharacterized. Bases 1 to 822 code for a protein of 273 amino acids. Gene Ontology annotation, biological process: carbohydrate metabolic process. Gene Ontology annotation, molecular function: cellulase activity. Lineage: Eukaryota; Fungi; Ascomycota; Sordariomycetes; Hypocreales; Cordycipitaceae. The transcript has 5 exons. The record is from RefSeq and is a predicted model, not a curated record.
AUGGCUGGUCGCCGACCCGAACGGAUAAUGCACCGAGGACGCUGCCGACGGCAGGAGACGGCUGUCUAUAAGACGGAGAUGGCGCCCAAAGACACAAUAGUCUCUCGUUGCUCUAAUCUCAACAUGGCCAAGCUCUCAUUUGUUCUACUCGCCAUCUCAGCCCUGGCUGGCAGCGCCUUGGCCGUGUCGGGCAACGGACACUCUACCAGGUACUGGGACUGCUGCAAGCCCUCAUGCGCAUGGCCGGGCAAAGCAUCCGUCAGUGCAUCUGUACAAACCUGCAGUGCCGGCAACAGCCCUCUGAGCGACCACAAUGCCAAGAGCGGCUGCGACGGCGGCCCAUCCUACACAUGCGCGAACAACUCGCCUUGGGCUGUGAAUACCAAGCUUGCAUACGGAUUCGCCGCAACGGCCAUCAACGGUGGCUCGGAAUCGACUUGGUGCUGUGCCUGCUACAAAUUGACUUUUACCAGUGGACCUGUUGCUGGCCAAGAAAUGGUUGUGCAGUCUGUCAAUACGGGAUCGGACAUCUCCAACAACCAGUUUGACCUGCUGAUACCGGGAGGCGGUGUUGGCCUCUUCAAUGGCUGUGCUUCCCAGUAUUCUGGAGGCCUUCCGGGCGCGCAGUACGGCGGAGUGUCGUCUAGAGCAGAGUGUGGUCAGAUACCGCAGCCACUCAGGGCAGGAUGCCUGUGGCGGUUUGAUUGGUUCAAGAAUGCUGAUAACCCGACCUUUGCCUUUGCCCAGGUCCGAUGCCCUUCGGCCCUGCUCGCCGUCUCUGGCUGCAAGCGCACUGAUGACAACUCAUUCCCUGCUGCUUGA